This is a messenger RNA of Zingiber officinale, 2280 nucleotides long. Its product is annotated as ATP-dependent DNA helicase RecQ-like. Gene Ontology annotation, biological process: double-strand break repair via homologous recombination; DNA replication. The coding region runs from base 21 to 2129 and encodes 702 amino acids. The record is from RefSeq and is a predicted model, not a curated record. NCBI's taxonomy places the organism in Eukaryota, Viridiplantae, Streptophyta, Magnoliopsida, Zingiberales, Zingiberaceae. Gene Ontology annotation, cellular component: nucleus; cytoplasm; chromosome. The transcript has 17 exons. Gene Ontology annotation, molecular function: nucleic acid binding; ATP binding; 3'-5' DNA helicase activity.
ACAAACAACUAAAAGUUCAAAUGAGGAUGGGCAUUUGCCGAUUUUUGCUGGACAAAAGUUGGCGGGAGGCCCGAUCCGUGCUCGCGCUUCUCCGGAGCUCGACGAUCCCGCUUUACCGCCUCAGUUACCAUGGCGCCGCCUGCUUCUCCUCGCCUUCUACCGACAGCGUCUUCGAGAUGGAGCAAGUUCUCAAGGAACACUUUGGCUACGCUCAGUUUCGGUCUCACCAGAAGGAGAUUGUAAAGAAAAUCUUAGAUGGAAGAGAUUGCUUGGUGGUCAUGACUACAGGAAGUGGGAAGUCUUUAUGUUACCAAAUCCCUCCACUGGUAACAAGAAAGACUGCUAUCGUGAUAAGUCCUCUCUUAUCCUUGAUGCAAGACCAGGUCAUAAGUUUAAAGCAACGAGGAAUCAAAGGUGAAUAUCUUGGAAGUACUCAAACUGAUAAGUCAGUGCAGUCUUAUGCUGAAAGUGGUAACUAUGAUGUUUUGUACAUGAGUCCAGAAAAGGCUUGCACACUUCCUUCAAGUUUCUGGUCAAACUUGCUGAAAGUUGGAAUUUGUUUGCUGGCUGUUGAUGAGGCACAUUGCAUAUCAGCUUGGGGUCAUGAUUUCAGGAAGGACUACAAGCAGUUAAAUGUACUACGUGGUGUUCUAUCUGAUGUUCCUUUUGUGGCUUUAACUGCAACAGCUACUGAAAAGGUUCGCAAUGACAUUAUCUACUCCUUGAAGAUGACUGAUCCAUUCAUUGUUGUUGGAUCAUUGAAUCGGAAAAACCUCUUUUAUGGAGUUAGAUCAAUUACGAAGUCUCUGUCCUUCGAUGAGCUUGUUCAAGAGUUCUUCAAAUACAUUGUUAAUACUGGAUCAACUAUCAUUUACUGCCCGACAAUCAAUGCUACUGAACAGGUUUACAAAGCAUUGCAGAAUUCUGGAAUCAAGGCUGGUAUCUAUCAUGGUCAAAUGGGAAGUAAUGACCGGGAGAUGUCCCUUAGAUCAUUCAUUGGAGAUGAGAUUCAAGUAAUGGUUGCUACUGUUGCUUUUGGUAUGGGUAUUGACAAACCUAAUAUUAGAUGUGUGAUUCAUUAUGGAUGCCCUAAGGAUUUGGAAUCAUACUAUCAAGAAAGUGGAAGGUGCGGUAGAGAUGGCCUGGCCUCAGUCUGCUUAUUAUACUACUCAAGAAGUGAUUUCUACAAAGUUGAUUUCUACUGCAGUGAAGCACAAUCUACAAAUCAGGAAAGAAGAAAUGCAAUUAAAAUGUCUCUAGUAGCAGCAGAAAAAUAUUGCUUGUUGGCUACUUGCCGCAGGAAGUAUUUGUUGCAGUAUUUUGGAGAAGAGAAUACAGAUGACUGCGGAAACUGUGAUAAUUGUACCAAAACCAAAAAAGAAAGAAACUUGUCAAGAGAAAGCUUCUUGUUGUUGUCUUCCAUAAGAUCUUGUGGUGGUCGAUGGGGUAUCAAUAUGCCUGUUGAUAUUCUUCGAGGAUCUUGGAGUAAGAAAAUAGUUGAAAACAAUUUUGACAAGCUUCGCUUUCAUGGGCUUGGGAAAGAUUAUUCAUCAACUUGGUGGAAGGCUCUUGCUGCUCAACUUAUGAUCCAUGGUUUUAUCCAGGAGAAUAUUCUUGAUGUUUACAGAACUAUUAGGGUUUCUCCUAUUGGUUUGCAAUUCCUCUCAUCCAAUACUGUGGACCAGACACUAAUUUUACCCUUAACAACUGAGAUGAUUGAUGAGGAAGAGAAUGGAUCUCAGCGAAAAAAGUUGGGAGACCUUCCAGUUGCAUCUACUUUAGCACGUGAAGAGUUCUUGGAGGCUGAAGCAAAGUUGUUCUCCAUGCUUUUAGAUGUCAGAUUCAUACUUGCAAAACAAGAUGGAAUUCUUCCGUAUGCUGUAUGUGGUGAUGAGACAAUUAAAGGAUUGACAAAAUUAAGGCCUCAAACCAGAGCAAGGUUGGCAAACAUUGACGGUGUUAACCAGCAUUUUCUAACCAGGUAUGGUGAUGAGUUUAUUAGUCAAAUCAUUAAGUUGUCACAAGAACUGGGCCUCCAAACCCAUUGUGAAGGGAACUCAAAUUCAAGUCCCUAUGGCCUAAAGGAUCAACCCAAAUAUGAAGAAAAAGUUGGCUCCAGGAAUUGGUGAUUUUCUGAAAUUUGGCAACACAAUGGAAUGUGAUUUUCUGAAAUUGGUGUAAAUUAACUUCUUGCUGCUAUUUUCAAGAUGUUUUUCCUCGAUGAAUGGAAUAUAAUCCUUAAUUAUUUUUCAGCAAUUGGUGAGAAAAUUAGGUCCUAUA